This is a messenger RNA of Maniola jurtina (meadow brown), 1044 nucleotides long. It is a transcript of the gene Vps28, whose product is annotated as vacuolar protein sorting-associated protein 28 homolog. The record is from RefSeq and is a predicted model, not a curated record. Lineage: Eukaryota; Metazoa; Arthropoda; Insecta; Lepidoptera; Nymphalidae. The transcript is spliced from 7 exons. Bases 234 to 860 code for a protein of 208 amino acids. Gene Ontology annotation, biological process: protein transport to vacuole involved in ubiquitin-dependent protein catabolic process via the multivesicular body sorting pathway. Gene Ontology annotation, molecular function: protein-containing complex binding. Gene Ontology annotation, cellular component: ESCRT I complex.
UCACUUUCAAAAUCAAAAUAAAAAGUUUGGUUGUUUUCGAUUGAUUUCUUCGAUCUUCGAUUUUCAAGUGUUUACUAAAGUACUCUGUGUUUCAAAUUGAAAUACUUGGAAUUCUUAUAAAAGUUGAUUCAAAUUUAGUUAAUUACGUACCGACAUAACGUAAUUUGUAAACAAUACCAAGUUAUUGAUCUCGUCAGAGAGUCAAGAGACAGAUUUUUCUAAAGGAAACAAUCAUGCAAGACACAAGGCCGGAACUGUAUGAAGAAGUCAGGCUUUACAGAAAUGCACGGGAGAGAGAAAAGCACGACAACAUGGCAGAGUUGUACGCUGUGGUGAGCACCCUCCAGCACCUGGAGAAGGCCUACAUGAGGGACUGCGUGCGCGCGCAGGAGUACACGGCCGCCUGCAGCCGCCUGCUGGUGCAGUACCGCGUGGCUUUCAAGCAGGUUCAGGGUGACGACUUCCCCACCAUUGAGGCAUUUGUUACCAAGUUCAGGUUGGACUGCCCGGCAGCAUUGGAGAGGAUACGCGAGAACAAGCCAAACCUGAUCAAGGAUGAUAAAGGCAACACCAACAAAUACAUUGCUGAGAUUGUGUCUCUGUUCAUCACUCUGAUGGACAAGCUGCGGCUGGAGUUCCGUGCAAUGGACAUGAUCCAGCCCGAGUUGCGCGACCUGCGCGACACCAUGGACCGCCUCGAAAUGCUGCCCGAGGACUUCGAAGGCAAGCUCAAGGUGCAAGAGUGGCUGGAUAAGUUGUCUGAGAUGUCGGCCUCAGACGAGCUCACUGAAGGCCAGGUGCGGCAGCUGGUGUUUGACCUGGAGUCAGCAUAUGGCGCCUUCAACAAGGUCCUGCACUGAGGGUGAGGCUAUGCUCAAGCAUAUAGGUUAAGAACCACUGUCAAAUCGACUAUAUCGGCAAAUUAUAUUAUUGUUGUUAAUUGUUAAUUAAUACCAAACAGCCGACGAUGGCAAUAAAUGUUAAAAAUUAUUAUUAUAAUACGUACAUUUUGUAAAAUAUAUCAUACCUACUAAUUUAAUAAAA